CCUGAGGAGGAAAAGCAGAGUUGAGAACAGCCUGGGGUCACAAGCGUAGCUUGGGGGCAGGCCCGCAAGCAGUCCCCCAGCUCCUCAGCUCCGAGCGGAGGCAUCCACACCCACAGGCUGCACACUAAAAAUGGCCGGCUAUGCCACUACUCCUAACCCCGUGCAGACCCUUCAGGAGGAAGCGGUAUGUGCCAUCUGCCUGGAAUACUUCAAGGAUCCCGUAUCCAUAGGCUGCGGGCACAACUUCUGCCGAGGGUGUGUGACCCAGCUGUGGGGCAAGGAUGAUGAGGAAAACAGGGAAGUGGAGAUAGAUGAAUGGGAGGAGGACGAGGACGACGACGUGGAGGGGGCCAUCGGUGGAUGGGACACCUCCAUUCGAGAGGUUUUGUACCAGGGCAAUGCCGAUGAGGAGGUGUUCCAGGACCAAGAUUAUGAACUCUGGGUUGGUGACGGCGGCGUCAGGGACAACAUGGACUAUGUGUGGGCCCAGGAGGAAGAGGAGGAGGAGGACCGGGACUAUUACCUGGGAGGCUUGAGGCAUGACCUGAGAAUUGACGUCUACCCAGAAGAGGAGAUACUGGAAGAAUACGACGAGGACGACCAAGAGCUGCAUCCUGACACCAAACUGCAUCCUCCGGCCCCUCCACGUCAGUUCACCUGCCCCCAGUGCCGAAAGAGCUUUACCCGUCGCAACUUUCGUCCCAACCUGCAGCUAGCCAACAUGGUCCAGAUAAUUCGCCAGAUGUGCCCCACUCCUUAUCGAGGAAGCUGGGGGAAUGAUCAAGGUAUCUGCUCCAAACACCAGGAAGCCCUGAAGCUCUUCUGCGAGGUGGACAAAGAGGCCAUCUGUGUGGUGUGCCGAGAAUCCAGGAGCCACAAACAGCACAGCGUGGUGCCGCUGGAGGAGGUGGUGCAGUAUAAGCUGCCGCCAAUAAAAUCACUUCUCGUUCUCCACGAGGGACCAGAUGCUUCCAUCAUCAGUACUCCUUUUUGUUUUCUCCUUUGAGGUAGCUAAAGAUGGCAGCCAAAAAUUUUUUUGAGGCUUUUAUGAAGUAUAUAUUCACAUUAUGAUGCAGAAGAUAGGGUCAACUUCUUCAGUUGAGUUACCUGAAAAUGUUGGCCAGUGACACCAUGCCAAACACUGUUAAAUUUAUGCUAUAAAAAUAUUGGAGUAUUCUGCAAAGCACAAUUCUCUGAAGCUUUAAGAUUGGACAGUAUUGGAUUAUUAACAGCAAUCUUCAAAGGCUAUGAAAGCACAAUAUUAAAUAGCCCUUUUAAUUGCAAAGGAGAAAAAAAAUGGAGAAACUUUUGAAGCCCUGCAUUCCAAGUGCUGCCGCAACUUUAAGAGGAAAUUGAGGAAUUCCAGACUUUCAUCUACUUCCUGCAGUCUUAACUCUGGAUUGAUGACUGAGUAUAUCAAACUUCAAGUUUUAAAAACUUCAGCUCAUCUUUCUUUGCUUAGUUGAGAAGAAUCUACUGAUAAAAAUGUGCUUUGCUUAUGUUUAAAAUAGGCUUUAAAAACUGUGAGUAUGCUGGUUUCACAAGCCUAAUACUUGACCACUAAAGACAGUAUUUUUGAAGCUGUACAAAAUGAACUGAGAUGGAAGAAAGUUUUAAUAUUACAAGGGUAUACAUUACAGUAGUGUUUUAGAUCUGGGUUUUUGGCAAAACUGAAGAAAACUGUGUUUAAGAUGUACUAUAACAAUCAACACCAAGCAUCAACUUCCAUCAGCUGGCCCAUAAUCUACUGGAAAUCUUCACCUUGCUGUCAGUGUAACCUUUGUGAAAAACAGUAGAUUUGAUCCCAGUUUGCCUUGAUUUUUGAAGAUCUGUUGAGAAUCCUGUUGAAGAGUAUUUUCUGUUACAUACUGAGGUUCCUUGGUUGUCAAAGAACUGUAUUCAGCUGAAUUUGUGGACAGAAUGAUUUUGGAACACCAAUGCAAAACAACAUGUCUGAUUUUGGAAUACCACCUAAAGAGAAUCUGUACUUUUAAAAUUUCAAAAAUUAAAACUUUCAGCAGAAUUUAAUGCACUGAAGCCUAAAAUACACUGACAGUGAAAUGUCAGAAGGCGAGCACCAACAAUCCCCACUUGUUUUGAAAUACCUGAAGCAAAACUUACCAAAAACCCAGCUACACAUAGCAAACUCGUACUAAAAAUGUCUAAUUUGCUUUGCCAUUUGAAGGACUAGAUUCAUGUUAUUUCAAGAAAAAAGCAUGAAAUGUCCAGAACUAUUUUGGGUGAUUGUUCUUGACGUUUUUCUUAAAACCUACCUGUGGUAACUUUUGGAAAGAAUGUUUUCACUGAUAUUUGGUCCUCACUGACAGCACUUCAGGAGGAGUAUGUGGAAAUCAAAGACUGAUUGUUUUGACUAGAAACUUCCAGAUAAAUACUCUAGAGAAACGGAGAUGUAAAAUGUCUAAACAGAUUAAAAGAAUUUAUUCCAUUUUCUCUUUACAUCUUAAAAGCUUUCUGGGGGGGAGGGGGUA
This is a messenger RNA of Lontra canadensis (Northern American river otter), 2489 nucleotides long. RefSeq names its product tripartite motif containing 52 (gene TRIM52). The transcript has 2 exons. Gene Ontology annotation, molecular function: zinc ion binding. Gene Ontology annotation, cellular component: nuclear body. The record is from RefSeq and is a predicted model, not a curated record. Bases 131 to 1006 code for a protein of 291 amino acids. NCBI's taxonomy places the organism in Eukaryota, Metazoa, Chordata, Mammalia, Carnivora, Mustelidae.